AUGUCCUGGCUAUGCCGUCGGCAACAUCCUCGUAUAAGCGUAUGUUGUUACUGCUUCAGCCGCAGGUCCCUGCAACUCCAGUGUCAACGUUUUGGUGUAAGAGUAAGUUGUUCCGGCUUCCCCAGCAGGUCCCAGCCAUGGCAUCCGCAACCUGCUCGUCUUGUCCGUGAGGCCCUCCCAGCUGGCCAGGCUCACCCUGUGGCUCCUGCACCUGUGCCUCCUGCACCUGUGCCUCCUGCACCUGUGCCUCCUGCACCUGUGCCUCCUGCACCUGUGCCUGCCCCGGGAACCUUGGGCUGUUUCCGAUUCCUCUUCAACCCCCGGAAACAUGUUGGGCCUUCUUUUCCAGCCAGGCGGGACCGUGCCCCUGUGAGGCUGUGUCCUGUCCCUCAGAACACAGGCACCCCACUGAGGGUCCUGCCUUCUGUGGUCUGGAGCCCCCACUCAAGGAAGAAACCCGUGCUGUCUGCUCACAACUCCAUGAUGUUUGGACACCUCAGCCCCGUGAGGAUCCCUCGUCUCAGAGGCAGGUUUAACCUCCGACUUCCUUCAUUAGAUGAGCAGGUGAUCCCAGCCAGGCUCCCGAAGAUGGAGGUGAGGACAGAAGAGCCCAAAGAAGCAACGCAGGUGAAAGACCAGGUAGAGACCCAGGGGCAGGAAGACAAUAAAAGGGGCCCCUGUAGCAAUGGGGAAGCAGCCUCCACCUCCAGGCCCCUGGAGACUCAGGGAAACCUCACUUCCUCCUGGUAUAAUCCCAGGCCCUUGGAGGGAAGUGUCCGUCUGAAGAGCUUGACAGAAAAGAACCAGACUGACAAGGCCCAGGUGCAUGCAGUGAGUUUCUACUCCAAGGGCCAUGGAGUCGCCAGUUCACACAGCCCUGCUGGAGGCAUCCUUCCCUUUGGGAAGCCUGACCCAGUUCCAACAGUGCUCCCUGCACCAGUUCCGGGCUGCUGCCUGUGGCCAGAGAAGGCGGCCUUGAAGGUGCUGGGUAAAGACCACCUGCCCAGCUCUCCAGGCUUGCUGAUGGUGGGGGAGGACAUGCAGCCCAGGGAUCCUGCAGCGCUUGCAUCAAGUAGCUCUUCUCCCCCCACAGCUGUCGGCCAUGGGUCCCGCAAAAGAAAGCUGUCAGGGUCACCGCUGCAGCUGCAACCGACCCCUCCCCUGACACUGAGGUGGGAUAGAGAUGAGGGGCCCCCACCGGCUAAGCUUCCCUGUCUGUCUCCUGAGGCACUGUUGGUGGGUCAGGCUUCCCAAAGAGAAGGACGCCUCCAGCAGGGCAACAUGCGUAAGAACAUGAGGGUGUUAAGUAGAACAUCAAAAUCCAGGAGACGAAAACAGCUGCUUAGAAGGAGAAAGAAGACACGGCAGGGCAGGCGUGGUGGCUCACGCCUGUAAUCCAGCACUUUGGGAGGCCCAGGCGGGCGGAUCAGGAGGUCAAGAGAUCGAGACCUGAGGAGCAUCUCUGCCUGGUCCCUGCACCAUCUGGGAAGUGAGGAGCGCCUCUGCCCAGCCGCCCCACAGUCUGGGAAGAGAGGAGUGCCUCUGCCUGGCCACCGUCCCAUCUGGGAGGUAAGGAGCACCUCUGCUGGCACUCCCCACCACCCUCCACCCCACCGCCUGGGAAGUGAGGAGCGCCUCUGCCCAGCCGCCUCACAAUCUGGGAAGUGAAGAGCACCUCUGCCCGGCCACGGCACCAUCUGGGAAGUAAGGAGGCCCCAGCCCAGCAGCCGCGCAUCUGGAAGGUCAGGAGCGCCUCUGUCGGGCAGGCCUACCGUCUGGGAAGUGAGGAGCGCCUCUGCCUGGAGCCCAACUGUCUAGUAAGUGAGAAGCGCCUCUGCCUGGCCACCCCACCAUCUGGGAAGCGAGGAAUGCCUCUGCCCUGCCCACGUACCAUCUGGGAAGUGAGGAACACCUCUGCCCGGCAAUGUCGCCAUCUGGGAAUUGAGGAGUGCCUCUACCCAAUCCCACCGUCUGGGAAGUGAGGAGUGCCUCUGCCCUGCCCCCGCAAGGUCUGUGAACUGAGGAGCGCCUUUGCCCAAUCCCACCGUCUGCAAAGUGAGGAACGCCUCUGCCCUGCUCUGGGAGCACUAUCUGGGAAGUGAGGAGCGCCUCUGCCCUGCUCUGGGAGCACUAUCUGGGAAGUGAGGAGCGCCUCUGCCCUGCCCCCGCACCGUCUGGGAAGUGAGGAGCGCCUCUGCCCAGCAGCAGCCACGUCUGGGAGGUCAGGAGCGCCUCUGCCCGGCUGCCCCACCAUCUGAGAAGUGAGAAGCCACGUAUAACUGGUGGGUCUCGUGGUGAAUUCCACAUUGAGUGAAAGGGCAGGUCUAAGAUAGGCCCAGAAGAAUGAGUACAACUCAGAUAGAGGAAAACAGACGAGGCCAGGAACAUGGAAGCCAACACUUAUUAAGCAUCUGUUAAACGCCAGGCAUGGUGCUACAUUUCUAUAGGAACCUUAUGAAGUGGAGGCUGUUAGCAAGCCCACUGCACAGGUGAGAAAACUUAGCUAAGGUCACAGCACAUGCAAGUGACAGAGUGAAGACUGCAACCAGCUGUGUCCCAGCAAGACAAUUUCAUAAGUGACACUGUGUCCUCCAAAUUCUAGGAGGCACAAAAUGGCUGGUUGUGCCACUACUGAUGAUAUUUAAAUUGAUCAGAAUGAUCUUUUUAACUAUUCUUAUCACUCUCCUGCUUAAAACCCUGUAAACUCCAUCACAAAUAGAAUAAAACCCUAGUCGCUUACCAUAGUUGUUGCUCUCCCUCAAAUGGACACUCUCCCCCUAGAACUUUUCUUGGCUGGCUACUUCUCAGCCAUCUCCAAAAGCCCUUCUUCCCAAGCCACUCUCUGACUCAUAGCCCUGUUUUAUUUUCUUUGGCA
Symphalangus syndactylus (siamang) is the source of this 2875-nucleotide messenger RNA. RefSeq names its product putative UPF0607 protein ENSP00000382826. The record is from RefSeq and is a predicted model, not a curated record. Lineage: Eukaryota; Metazoa; Chordata; Mammalia; Primates; Hylobatidae.